AUGGUAGAGAAUUCAAUGGAAGUAUUAAUGGAUGACUUCUCGGUUGUGGGUGACACUUUUGAAGCCUAUUUAGCACAUUUAGGACAAGUUCUCCAAAGAUGUGUGGAGACAAAUUUGGUCCUAAACUGGGAAAAAUGCCACUUCAUGGUUAAAGAAGGGAUAGCUCUUGGUCCAAAAGUGUCGCAAAAGGGGCUGGAGAUUGAUAAAGCAAAAAUUGAAGUGAUUGAAAAGUUACCACCACCAAUUUCGGUGAAGGGUGUUCGUAGUUUUUUGGUACAUGCCAGUUUUUACCAGAGGUUCAUCAAAGACUUCUCAAAUAUUGCACAUCCUCUAUGCAAACUGUUGGAGAAAGAGGUGAAAUUCCACUUUGAUGAUGCUUGCAUGGUGGCUUUCAAGUGCUUGAAAGAAAAAUUGGUUUCCACCCCAAUCAUCAUUAGUCCUGAUUGGUCAGACUCUUUUGAAGUAAUGUGCGAUGCAAGCGGCACAGCAUUAGUUACUGAACAAGAGUUACCUGCGGUAGUUUAUGCGUUUGAGAAGUUCCGGGCAUACUUGCUAGGUACUAAAGUGAUUGUUCACACUGAUCAUGUUGCACUGCGUUAUCUGAUGGCAAAGAAGGAUGCCAAGCCAAGAUUGAUAAGAUUGGAAGGAAAGGAAAAUGACGAGCUGGAGAUCGAUAUAAAUGAUGUUUUUCCCGAUGAACGUAUUCACGAGUGUGGGUUAAUGUCGGACGAACUGAACUUCUACCAACAAAAGAGGUUCUUGUUCGAUGUUAAGAAGUACUUUUGGGAUGAGCCAUAUUUAUUCAGAGAGUGUGCAGACCAUAUCAUUAGGAGAUAUGUUCCAGAAGAAGAAACCAUCGAAAUUCUCCAUGCUUGUCAUGUUUCAUCGGUUGAGGGUCAUCAUGGUGGUGUACGUACAGCUGCUAAAGUUCUACAAAGUGGGUACUACUCGCCGUCUCUCUACAAAGAUGUUCAUGAGUUUGUUAAGAAGUGCACUAAAUAUUAUGUUUCUAAAUGGGUGGAGGCUGUUGCACUUCCAAACAAUGAAGGAAAAAGUGUUGUUCAAUUCCUGAAACGCUACAUCUUUGUAAGAUUUGGUACUCCUCCGGCUAUUAUUAGUGAUGGGGGAUCCCACUUUUGCAACAAGUGGUUCUCAGCCGCAUUGAGUAAGUAUAGAGUGAAACACAAAGUAGCAACUCGGUAUCAUCCCCAAAUGAGCGGCCAAGUUGAAGUGUCAAACCGGGAGAUCAAAAGCAUCUUGGCCAAGAUAGUGAAUACUAAUAGGACUGAUUGGUCUCGAAAGCUUGAUGACGCACUAUGGGCGUAUCAUACCGCAUACAAAACACCAAUCGGUAUGUCUCCGUCUCAACUAUUUUUUGGUAAAUCUUGCCAUCUACCAGUUGAAUUGGAACACAAAGCAUUAUGGGCAUUGAAAGCUCUAAAUAUGGACUGGACAAAGACUUCAAAAGAGAGAGUAGAGCAGUUAAAUGAGUUGCACGAAUUCAGGUUCAAAGCUUAUGAAAGUUCAGCCCUAUACAAGUUAAAGAUGAAGAAAUGGCAUGAUGCUAAAAUCCUUAACAGGGAUUUCAGAGUGGGAGACUGGGUGUUACUAUACAACUCUCAACUUAGACUCUUUCCAGGAAAGCUCAAGUCCAAAUGGUCAGGACCGUUUAGAGUGACACGAGUGUUCACAAUUGGUGCCAUCAAAGUUAAAGGUCAAGACGGACCUGCAUUUAAGGUGAAUGGGCAACGCUUGAAGUUAUACUUUGGCAAGUGCCAAGAGAUUUCUCUGAUUGUGGUGGUGCAAGAUAUUGUGCGAGAAGAAGAUGCUAUUGGCGGAUCGCCGACCCCGUUCGGCGAGCACGACAUAGUCCGCCCUAUGGACUUCAAAAAUGGGGCUGAGAUUCUGGAAAAUUCGGCGAGAGACCUUCAGCACUCGGCGAAUCGCGUACUUAGGCAACCCAAUUUUUCUCGCCCUUUUUACUUCAGUGCUGGCAGCAUAACUCAAUGA
Messenger RNA from Solanum tuberosum (potato), 2010 nucleotides. RefSeq lists its product as uncharacterized. Gene Ontology annotation, biological process: DNA integration. Bases 1 to 2010 code for a protein of 669 amino acids. Lineage: Eukaryota; Viridiplantae; Streptophyta; Magnoliopsida; Solanales; Solanaceae. The transcript is spliced from 6 exons. The record is from RefSeq and is a predicted model, not a curated record. Gene Ontology annotation, molecular function: nucleic acid binding.